Carcharodon carcharias (great white shark) is the source of this 1901-nucleotide messenger RNA. RefSeq names its product class I histocompatibility antigen, F10 alpha chain-like. The transcript is spliced from 6 exons. The record is from RefSeq and is a predicted model, not a curated record. Gene Ontology annotation, biological process: immune response. Lineage: Eukaryota; Metazoa; Chordata; Chondrichthyes; Lamniformes; Lamnidae. Bases 41 to 1039 code for a protein of 332 amino acids. Gene Ontology annotation, cellular component: external side of plasma membrane.
CGUCUUCUUCGAGCCCGCUUUUAGUUUCUCACUGGGAGAUAUGGCGGGCGGAUGCCAAAGCAUGUUUCUCGCACUUAUACUGUGUUUCUACCGGGCACAAACAGCUCUAGCUGUGUCUCACUCUCUGUUAUAUCAGUACAUCUUGAACGAGGGGAGUGCGGAUCUUCCGGAGUACAGUGUUGCAGGGUUUUUGGAUGGCUGCGAGACAGACUAUUAUGACAAAAAUAUGAGCAUAACUGUCCCAAGGCAGCAGUGGCUGGCGGGCGCAUUUGACAAGAAAUACUGGGAAUGUGCCACCAUCACUCAAGCUGGCUUCCACGGCCUCAUCAAGGGUCAGGUCGAUAGCUGGCUUCAGAAGAACAACCAAACAGCAAGUAUCCAUUACGUACAAGGACUGUUUGGCUGUGAGCUGAUUGAUACAAAGCCGAGUGGAGGGAUUUUGAAGUUUGCUCUUGAUGGGAGGUACGCAUUCAGUUUUGAUAAAAACACGUUGGUUUGGACUGCACAUAUUCCAGCAGCUCAAGAAUUAGAGGUCAAGUGGAAUAAAGAAAAAAAAAUGAACAAGUAUUUCAAGAGCCUGUUAGAGAAGGACUGCGUGGAACUUUGGUGGACAUACUAUUCAGUUGGGAAUAAAUCCCUAACCAGAGAAGUUCCUCCCGAGGUGUCAAUCAUUGCCAGAGGUGGGCAUCAUUGCUUUCUACAGUGCAUUGUGCGUGGAUUUUACCCGCAGGCCAUCCGUGUGACCUGGCUGAAGAACGGAGAACGUGUCCCCGAGACCAACUCGACCGGCUUACUGCCCAAUGAAGAUGGGACGUAUCAACUAACGAAAACCCUUCAAUUUGACCCGUAUGAUGGGAAACAGUAUUCCUGCCAUAUUGAGCACAGCAGCUUGCCGGGUGGGAAGACUGUCUACUGGGAAGGAAAAAUGAAGGAAGGCAAACAUGUGGGGCUGAUUGUCACUGGUGUACUGGUGUUACUGGCAAUCAUUAUUCUGUUGUAUGUAAAGUGGAGAAGGCGAAAAGAUUACAACAUUGUUUAACCAGUAUCUGCGAGGGUCAAACGCCAGACUUGAAUAGGAACCAAGAACACACUGAAAGUAGUCUGUGAAUCAAUUGCUCUGCGACGAAAUCUAAUGUAAUUGCAUAAAUAUUUUACACAUGUUUUCUGCUUCAAUUUAUUAAACGAUUAUUCCUUUGCUUAACAUUGCCAAGUCUGACCUACAAUUGCAUAAGCUACCGCUACAUAAAUAACGAUAGUGCGGAAUAAAUGCAUUUCUGGCAAUUAAAAUAUCUUUUGUGAACAUCUAUACGUUCCUAAUUAGCAGAAGCUUGAACAUUGGCCUCAGGUAAAAGUCUCCACUUGUGCUUUGAAACAGUGGAUACGGAAAUAUUCAAUCACUGGACGCCCAGUCGAGCGUGAUCCUUUUCACAUACUCCGGUUCACCAGCCGAAUCCGCAAUCCCGAGUCUGCUUCUCUCUCUCCCUAAGUGAAGGGGAGCGACGCCAAUGUAACCCCUCUGCUGCUAACCCUUUAACUGCAGUGGGAAUUAGAAUGAGACGCUUUCCAUAACCUCUGACUAAUCUGCAAAGCGUGUUUGAGGCACCAGCGGCAAGUGAACUACAUCUCCAGAAUGUCGAGUGGAAAGUUAAAGUAACUGCAAGCUACAAAUGGAUGUGGGGAAUAUUUUCGAGAGCAGGUUAAACAUCGAAGUGGGACAUAACUGCAAACAUACGGUCCACUGACUUCGCCUCUUCCAGAGAGGGAUGGUCCACCUGAGCAGGGAUAGCAGACCGGCCGCUUAUUACGCCUGACCUUCAUCUUCAUGGAAUAGAGAACUGUGUGGAGCAUGUAACAUGUCUGGUGUAGUCUUGUCUAUUUUGCACAGUAAAAAUGGAAAGGAG